This is a messenger RNA of Fundulus heteroclitus (mummichog), 4705 nucleotides long. It is a transcript of the gene tmcc1b, whose product is annotated as transmembrane and coiled-coil domain family 1b. Gene Ontology annotation, cellular component: endomembrane system. The coding region runs from base 1638 to 3596 and encodes 652 amino acids. The record is from RefSeq and is a predicted model, not a curated record. The transcript is spliced from 9 exons. Lineage: Eukaryota; Metazoa; Chordata; Actinopteri; Cyprinodontiformes; Fundulidae.
CGCGUCUCCAUACGUCGCUGCGCUCUCCGGGCGGAAAAGGGCCCGAGUGGAUUUGCGUUGUUUACCCUGUUGUCGCUGCCGCCUGGCCGUGUGCCAUGUUUUUGCCUAUAGCUAACCAUGGCUGAAGCCCAGGCGAUGCUUUUUCCUUUUUUAUUUUUUGUGUGUAGCCGGGGAGCUGACAGGCUGAGUGGACAGCCGGCGAAUAAAGCGCCCGAUCUGCCACCCAGGAGCUCCAGGAUGGGCGAUGUUAAGUGCCUUUAAAGGUGAUUAAGGAUGUGAUUUCUCUACAUUUCCACGGAAACGUUGGGCUAAAGUUCAAGAGCUGUUUGGUUUGGGAACGUCACCCAGAGGAAGCCUGGCCGGAAGUCGGCUUGGAUCUCUGAGGCUUUUUCUUUCUUUUUCUUUUUUUUUUGUUCCUGCGCUCAUAGAUGCAAACCUCUGCAGCCGAUGACCUCAUGCGAAGCUUGUCCUGAGUUGUGAGUCAGAAGAGAAGAGGCUGGGCUGAUGGCUAAAGUUUGCAGAAAGGAUCAAAAGGAUCUCAUCAUGCAAAGGUAUCAGUCAGGAGAAGGGCUUAAAAAAGGUCAACAGCUUUAUAUGUGUUUACAUAGGCUGACGGCAACAUGAAUGGAUCUGAAUGACUUUCUGGCACGUACUUGAAGUGUUCUGUAUAUGACGACCAUCUUCUUUAUUCUCCAGAUGUCUGGACUAAGUAUUAGAGAUACAAGAUGGAAGACUUUCCCUCCCCAGGAAGAACGUCCAGCCCUGACUAAAAAUAUCCAAAAAGCUUGUUUGGGAACGUGUUGUGGUCUGAUAAAACCACAGCUGAACCUUUUGGGCCACAAUUCCUAAAGGGAGGGGCUUCGCUUUUCAGCAUCACCUUGAGUGUAAUCGCACAUCCAAAUUAAUAAAAGGAUGACUCAAAGGGAAGCGAAUUAAAACGUUUUGGCUUGGCCUAGCCAGCUGCGGACAAGAGGUGUCCUCCCAGUCUGACAGGCUGGUGCACAUUGAUGGUAAUUUUUUUUAAAUUUCAGGUCAGCAAAUAUUGUUAAAGUUUGGCUUUACUGAUGCUCCAAACCACCAGCCUCUGUAUUUCUCGCUCUGACAGACCAGUUUGACUUUUGACUUAUAAGUUCAGCAUGUAUGUGACAUUAAAGGUGUAGAAGGUUCUGAAAUGAUUCAUUAAGGUUUAUUUCCCAUCCCAUAAUCCUGACAUUUUAACAAGGCCGUGUGCUUCUCUUAGCUCCAUCGCAUUGAAUUGUCUCCAUUUUUAUUCUGAGAUCAUAAAAACUAAUGAUGGUCAAAAUUCUACAGGCAUAACAUGUUAAACGGAAGUGCAGAAAAGUGCCAACCCAGUUUUUAUUGCUUGUUUUUUUUUUUCUUCACAUUGUGCUUCUGCUUUUUUUUAUAUUAUGUUCCUCACAGCUGCCUUUUUAUUUUCCCCUUUUUUUUUUUUGUGGUAGACAAGCAUGACAUUGAGCCAGGCCACAGAUGCAUGCCCCACUCUAGAGCACCAGCUGAGCGGCAUCCCCUCUGCUUCCCGGCUUUCACCCGGCCUCUCAGAGGGGGGUGUGGACGGGGCGUAGCUAGUCUCCUGCAAACCCCCGCGUAGAGGCUCGCUGUGAAACUGGAGGGGUCCGAUGGAUCAGGGUAGUAGCGAGCAGAGUCCAGAGGAGCCGGACGCGGGAGGCCGGGCGGAGCCGGAGGUCGGCCGGAGGGCGUCGGAGUCGGAGCACGGCUUGUCCAAAAUCACCCAUAAUGCCCUGGAGAACAUGGGAGCGUUGGGGCAUGGCCUCAAGCAGUUGUUCCAGCCGCAGCGCCGACGCUCCUCCGUUUCCCCGCACGACUCUGCCUCGGCCUGCGCCAGCGCCGCCCCUCCCUUCGAGCCUGCCGACGUAGGGUCAGAAGUAGGGGACGCUCCUGGCCCCUCGGCCCCCUCCUCGGAUUCUGACAAUCCUGCCGCUUCCGCCCCUCCCGCAGCUCUGAGCCGGGUUCUGCAGCAGAUCCGAGGUCCGCCCAUCAUGAAGCGAGGCACCAGCCUGCAGAGCCGCCGCAGCAAGGCGGGGGGCUCCGGGGAGGCGCCUCAGAAAGGGAGCCCGCAGAUCCAUCGGCGGAGCACCCACGAGGCCCUGCUGCAGGCUGGCCGCCCGCGUUCCUCCUCGACCACGGACACCCCCAGCUGCCCGGCCCUGGUGGACGUGCUGCUGACCUCUGGGUACCACUCUACAGAAGAACCGGACAAGCUGGAUCGGUACGAUGGCUCAGGGCCUGCUCUGUCACCCAGCGCCCUGCCCUACGGUGCCGAGGGCUACGACGUGGUGGACAGUACGCCGGACCCCCAGCGCACCAAGCAGGCCAUUGCCCAGCUGCAGCAGAAGAUCCUGAAGCUGACAGAACAAAUCAAGAUCGAACAAACCGCCCGGGACGACAACGUGGCCGAGUACCUGAAGCUGGCCAACAACGCGGACAAGCAGCAGAGUGCGCGCAUCAAACAGGUGUUUGAGAAGAAGAACCAAAAGUCUGCUCAGACCAUCCAGCAGCUACAGAGGAAGCUCGAGCACUACCACCGCAAACUCAGAGAGGUGGAGCACAACGGCAUCCCUCGCCAGCCCAAAGAUGUUUUCCGAGACAUGCACCAGGGUCUGAAAGGUGUUGGAGCCAAGGUAACAGGCGGGCUGUCCAGCUUCUCCCAGGCCACUCACUCUGCAGCCGGAGCCGUGGUGUCCAAGCCUCGAGAAAUCGCGUCCCUCAUCCGGAACAAGUUUGGGAGUGCCGACAACAUCGCCGCCCUGAAGGACUCGCUGGAGGAAGCUCAAGGGGAGGAGGGAGGCUGUCCGGGGGCGUCGCGGCCCCUCGGGACGGGGCAGCUGCAGUCCAGUCCCAGAUACGGCAGCGAGGACGACUGCUCCAGCGCCACUUCGGGGUCCGCCGGAGCCAACAGCACCCCCGGGGCCCCAGGCGGCCCCCCUAGCUCCAGGGGCAAUACGCUGGAGAAUGCACAGGGCUCGGGAUUCGAUGCUUUAUUCCAUGAGGUCCUCGAGCUCCGGGAAAGCCAGGGUCGACUCGAGGAGUCCUUUGAAAAUUUGAAAUCCCACUAUCAGCGGGAUUACACCAUGAUCUUGGAGGCCCUGCAGGAAGAACGAUACAGGUGUGAGCGGUUAGAAGAACAACUCAACGACUUGACAGAGCUGCACCAGAACGAAAUCCUGAACCUCAAACAGGAACUGGCCAGCAUGGAGGAGAAGAUCGCCUACCAGUCGUACGAAAGGGCGCGCGACAUACAGGAAGCGCUGGAGGCUUGCCAGACGCGCAUCUCCAAGAUGGAGCUCCAGCAGCAGCAGCAGCAGGUGGUGCAGCUGGAGGGGCUGGAGAACGCCACGGCGCGGACCCUCCUCGGCAAGCUGAUCAAUAUACUGCUGGCCGUCAUGGCGGUCCUCCUGGUGUUCGUGUCCACCGUGGCCAACUGCGUCGUCCCCCUGAUGAAAACGCGCAGCCGCACGCUCUCCACGCUGCUCCUCGUCGUCCUGCUGGCCUUCCUGUGGCGCCACUGGGAGGCCAUUUCUGAGUAUCUCCAUCAGUUCCUGCUGAACCCCAGAUGACCUGCUGGGAGAAACCAAUAAAAAGGGGGGACUGGUCAGCGGUUAAAGGGGAAGACGUACCAACAGAAGCUCGUGUCUUAUCGUCCAGUUCUUGAUCUUACUUUCUCUCGCAAAACACUCAGGAGUGUAACCGAAGUUUGUCACUUUACCACUUUGUGAACUUUGUACCCGGGUCGAUUUUUUUAAAAUCAAAGGAAGGGGAGACGGAAAAAAGCCCCGGGAGUCUGGGCUGGACGUUCUGUCGAAGGGUGCAAUGGUGGCACGAGCACACGCUGCAGGAGCGGACGGAGCCGUAUUUGAAGGAGGGGCGGAGAGAACUGCACACUGGAUAUCUCUCUUCUGAGUGAAUUUGUUUACAAGUGGAAAACCUGGCAUUGUUUUUCACCCUAGUUUUUAACCUGUAGUUUAUUCAAAUGGUAUUGUUUGUUUCGAAGUCACUGCUAUUUUUAAUACAGCUUGAUGGGUCCUCUUUUUAACUGUAAUGAGCUGACAGUGUUCUGUGGUUUAAUUUCUAUUUUUGAUCUUGUGAUUAUGUUUUUUUUUUUCUCUUUUCUUUUGCAUCACCACCCCUUUCUCAUCAGCAUUGCAUAUGAGCUUAUGUAACCAAGUCCUCCUUCCAGAUCACUUUAGAUCGGGUGCCUGCAAAUCUGCAUCAGUGCUCUGAGAUCACAUUUGUUACUGAAUCAAAUAGCUGCGGGUUGUUGAAUUGUUUCCUUUGGCUGCGUGGAGUCGAUCACACUGGUUAUACCACAAACAGCUGGGAGCUACUAUCAGGAGACGUGACCCACUCCUCCUCCUGCGACUGGACACCACACUUUUUCCCCCCCGGUGACUCUUUCACUGCAGAAAGAAUAAUCUAUGAACUGAUUUAACAUACUUGAAGAGCGGCUGAACCGCUCAAAGACUUUAGUGCUUCCGUACUGUUUCUAUUAGUGUCGACGAAAUAGUAACACGUUUGAGUUGAUUUCUGUUUUUUGUUUUUAUUUUUAUUUUUAAACAAUAAAUACAUUUGCUGUUUUAAAAGCUUCUAUUGACUGCAGGCAAACAACUUGUAUUUGUCUGCAUUUGUCAAAAACUCAAUCGCGCAAUACAGUACCAAAAGAAAAGCU